Hippocampus zosterae (dwarf seahorse) is the source of this 2714-nucleotide messenger RNA. RefSeq names its product myeloid ecotropic viral integration site 3 (gene meis3). NCBI's taxonomy places the organism in Eukaryota, Metazoa, Chordata, Actinopteri, Syngnathiformes, Syngnathidae. The transcript has 13 exons. The record is from RefSeq and is a predicted model, not a curated record. The coding region runs from base 529 to 1782 and encodes 417 amino acids. Gene Ontology annotation, biological process: eye development; animal organ morphogenesis; brain development. Gene Ontology annotation, molecular function: DNA-binding transcription activator activity, RNA polymerase II-specific; RNA polymerase II cis-regulatory region sequence-specific DNA binding.
CGUGGGGUCUUCUCUGGCGUGAUAAGCGGGAGGAGGAGUAAACGAGGAAAAGGAAAAGGCGGAGGGAUUGGAGAUGAGUGGGAGCAAGAGACCCCGUCGCGUUUUGACCCUCCGAAACCUUCCCGCACACCGCCACCAUCAUCACGCCUUCUCCUCCUCCUCCUUCUCCUUCUUCCUCUCUUCUUGAGACUGAAAACACAAUCGCUCAUUCCCACCCUUGACAUUUUGCAGCCUGUCGCCGCCCGCUGCGUGGACAGCGAGCACAAGGACCCUCGCUCUCUUUUGGAAGCUUUCCGUCUCUUUUGGAGCCUUCCCGACAGCACCGAGCAUCCCGAUCGGCUUGAAGCGGGAGCGAGCGAGAGGCGCACCAGGCGGAAGAGAGGAUCUCAGCCUCUGCUUUCUGGACUUAAAACACCGCUCGAACACAAGCGCCAGCUAUUUACGUUUAGGGGCACAGAGGGGGAGCCUGCUGGACUGUAGCCGGGCAGUGCAUCAUCAUCUUGGGGGGAGGACCGACUGGCGAGUCGCAUGGAGAAAAGGUAUGAAGACAUGGUGCACUACCCGGGGACGGAGGGCAUGUCGAUGGGGGUCUACGGGGAGGAUGUCAGACCACUUCCUACCCCUCAGUACGGAGCCCCCAUCCCCGAUUCCCUCAAACACCACAAGGACCAGAUCUAUGGUCACCCACUGUUCCCACUCCUGGCCUUAGUUUUUGAAAAGUGUGAGCUUGCCACCUGCUCACCCCGAGACUCCUCCUCCCUAUCGGCCACAUCCCACCUCCCCGGCAUGACGAGUCACAGCGACGUGUGCUCCUCGGAAUCCUUCAACGAUGACAUCGCUGCGUUUGCUAAACAGAUUCGUUCAGAGAAACCAAUAUUUUCUUCAAAUCCUGAGCUGGACAACUUGAUGAUUCAGGCUAUACAAGUUCUUCGCUUUCAUUUGCUGGAGUUAGAGAAGGUGCACGACCUAUGCGAUAACUUCUGCCACCGUUACAUCACCUGUCUGAAGGGCAAAAUGCCCACAGACUUGGUCCUAGACGAUCGGGAGGGAGGAUCCAAGUCUGACAUGGAGGACUUUAACGGAUCCUGCACCAGUUUGUCCGAACAGAAUGCGUCGUGGUUACGAGAGCCAGAUGAAUGUGCCACCACUCCUUUGGGGACCCCGGGCACCUGCGGUCUGCCUUCGCACAGCACAGCGGACAACUGUAGUGAUACAGGCGACGGCCUGGACGCAGGAGUGGCCUCCCCCAGCACAGGAGAAGAGGACGAGUCUGACAGAGAGAGGAGAAACAACAAGAAGAGAGGCAUUUUCCCCAAAGUGGCCACAAACAUAAUGAGAGCGUGGCUCUUCCAGCAUCUAACGCACCCAUACCCAUCGGAGGAGCAGAAGAAGCAGCUUUCACUGGACACGGGUCUGACCAUCUUACAGGUCAACAACUGGUUUAUCAACGCCCGGAGGAGAAUCGUUCAGCCCAUGAUCGACCAGUCAAAUCGCUCAGGUCAGGGUGGUCCCUACAGCCCAGAGGGAGCAGCUCUCGGUUACGGACUUGACGGACAAGCUCAUCUCGGCCUCCGAGCAGCAGGUCUUCAAGGGAUGCCGUCUCUGCAGGGGGACUACUCCGGGGCUCUGCUAUCCCAAGCAGCCUAUCCAGCCCACCCAGGACCUUCCAUCCACCCGUACCCGGGCCCGCACCCGCACGCCGCCAUGCUGCUUCACCCGCCGCCACACGCUCACACCACUGAGCCCCUCCUUGCACAAGGACUGGACAUCCAUGCACACUAGCUGUGGAGGGCGUCUGCACGUGUGUGUGUGUUUGUGUGUGUGUGUGUGCGUGAGAUGAUUCCAACACACUAUUUAAAGACACAUUGCUCCAAGAGUUUACAUUCCCUACCAAAAGACAAUGACCUCAAUGUAGCUCUCUCGCUCACACAAACACACACACACUGAUUUAAGCCAUACCUCUCUCUGAGUAGAAGUGCUUCCUCCGCUCCCAUCGCCUCCACUGUGUCCUGUGGAUGAGACCAAUGCUUUAACGUUGAUAUCCCGCCACGCGUGUUGUUGGACCACCCGCAAGAGACGAUAGGACGACAGACCAAUAUUUAUCGCCAGACAUGUUUUUACACUACAAAGACAUUAACUGGGUGCGCCUCGAUCCUGUGACCAUGCCUUCUUCAAGCUCUGUCUUCCUGCACAAGUGACUGCCCAGAAAACACACACACGCACACACCCACACACACACACACACACACACGCACACACACACUUUUCUCCCACUCUUCAUUUAAGGCUUAUCUGAGUUUUUAUUCUAUUUUUGUAUUUAUGUGAGCCACUCACGGCAGUUGCAGUUUGACCCGCGCUUGAUUGAAAUCUUCGUGCUCGUCCUCAGCAUGAAGCUGAACACGAUGAAUGACUUCCAGUCUGCCUCGCUCUCUUACCACUUACCUCCUUAAUAUGCCAACAGGUGUACGUUGCACCAGCGCGCGCGCACACACGCAUACUCUCACACACAGACACACGUGCACACGCGCACACGGUGGAGACAAGCUCUUCAAGCAUUUGCAUACGUGUUGCGUGUCGGAACAUUGAGACGGGAGCUGCAGCCAAAGGACUUUAAACACUCUGCUCCCGAUCUACUCUGCUCUGCUCGGACUGCAUUGAAAAAUAUUUCUGAAUGAAUGAUAUGGUCAAAGAAUAAAAAUGUUUUUUGUACCACA